This is a messenger RNA of Zerene cesonia (dogface butterfly), 3340 nucleotides long. It is a transcript of the gene Clbn, whose product is annotated as nuclear export mediator factor NEMF homolog. Gene Ontology annotation, cellular component: RQC complex. NCBI's taxonomy places the organism in Eukaryota, Metazoa, Arthropoda, Insecta, Lepidoptera, Pieridae. Gene Ontology annotation, biological process: rescue of stalled cytosolic ribosome; ribosome-associated ubiquitin-dependent protein catabolic process. Gene Ontology annotation, molecular function: tRNA binding; ribosomal large subunit binding. The record is from RefSeq and is a predicted model, not a curated record. The transcript is spliced from 15 exons.
CUUCAUAAAUACGUACCUAUGACGUAUAGAAUAAUGGUCUAUGCAGUGUUUUUAAAUCAUUGAAAUAAUUUAUUCGCAGUAAUAAGUUGAAUCCUGCAAAGUUAGUUAGAUAAUUUAAUUUCUCAUAAAGUGGUAUAAUAAAAACAUCAAAAUGAAGACACGAUUUAAUACUUACGACAUAGUUUGUAUGGUGACUGAACUUCAGAGGCUUGUAGGUAUGAGAGUAAAUCAGGUGUAUGAUAUAGACAAUAGAACUUACGUGAUUCGUCUGCAGAGGUCUGAGGAAAAGAGUGUUUUAUUAUUGGAAUCAGGGAACAGAUUCCAUACAACACAAUUUGAGUGGCCAAAGAAUGUAGCACCUUCAGGGUUCACUAUGAAGCUUCGCAAACACUUGAAAAACAAACGUCUGGAACACCUCACGCAGAUGGGCAUUGAUCGUAUUGUAGAUAUGCAGUUUGGUAGCGGAGAAGCUGCAUAUCAUGUGAUACUGGAGUUGUAUGAUAGAGGAAAUAUUGUCUUAACGGACUACAAUUGGACCAUAUUGAAUGUGCUGAGGCCGCAUGUGGAAGGGGACAAAGUAAGAUUUGCAGUGAAAGAGAAAUAUCCGUUGGAAAGAGCAAAGACAAACUACGAAGCACCGAAUGAGGAGCAAUUACGUCAAAUUCUAUCGAGAAGUAAACCUGGGGAUAAUUUGAAGAAAAUACUCAAUCCUAAUUUAGAAUAUGGAUCUGCAAUAAUAGACCAUGUACUACUGGAAAAUGGUCUAACCGGUAAUAUGAAGAUAUCACAAGAUGCCAGUAAAGGGUUCUUUGUAGACAGAGAUAUAUCUAAGCUAUACACUGCUUUGAAACAGGCCGAGUUGAUGAUGGACGAGGCUAAGAGCCAAGUUGCUAAGGGCUACAUAAUUCAAAAGAAAGAGGAGCGUCCCAACCCCGAGGGUGGGGGGGACUUCUUCACGAAUCAGGAGUUCCACCCAAAGCUGUACAGUCAGCAUACAAACCAGCCCCACGCCGACUAUGAGACUUUUGAUAGAGCAGUCGAUGAAUUCUACUCGGCGUUGGAAGGGCAGAAGAUUGAUUUGAAGACGAUUCAAGUAGAGCGCGAGGCCAUGAAGAAACUUCAGAACGUGAGGAAGGACCACGAGAAGCGCAUAACCGAGCUGGAGAAGGUGCAGGUGGAGGACAAGAUGGCGGCCGAGAUGAUCGCGAGGAACGAGCCGCUCGUCGAACAGGCGAGGUUGGCGAUACAGACUGCGUUGGCUAAUCAGAUGUCCUGGGACGAUAUAAAGUUACUAGUGAAGACGGCGCAAGACAACGCCGAUCCCGUGGCGUCAUCCAUCAAGCAGCUGAAGCUGAACACGAACCACAUUAGGCUAUAUAUGUACCACGGGCGAAGCCGGGUCGAACCGGUCGGUAUUACAAUAAAACAGUUAAUCGACUCCAUUUCUGAUAAUCUGGUCUGUUUUAGUAAUAUUGAUGAAUAAGGAAAAAUCUUUAUUUCAGCACAAGCAUCCUAUAUUUUACAAGUGUAUAAUAUACCCAUAAUAUCUUCCAGCUACUAUGACCAGAAGAGGAACGCAGCGAAAAAGCAACAGAAGACCGUAGAGUCGGCCGGCAAAGCGCUGAAAAGCGCUGAGAGAAAGACGAAGCAGACGCUGAAAGAGGCACAAACGAUCAGCACCAUCAGCAAGGCGCGGAAGACGUACUGGUUCGAGAAAUUCUACUGGUUCAUAUCGUCCGAUAACUACUUGGUGAUAGCCGGCCGUGAUCAGCAGCAGAACGAGCUGCUGGUGAAGCGUUACAUGCGCACCACAGACAUAUACGUGCACGCGGAGGUCACCGGCGCGUCUUCCGUCGUGGUCAAGUGUCCGGCUGGCCCGGCUCCACCCAAGACGCUGAGCGAGGCUGGACAAGCCGCCGUGGCUUAUAGCGUAGCAUGGGAAGCAAAAGUGCUCACACGAGCCUGGUGGGUGUACGGCCACCAAGUGUCCAAAUCAGCACCAACCGGCGAAUACCUAACCACGGGAUCCUUCAUGAUACGAGGCAAGAAGAACUACCUCCUGCCAGAACACCUUCAAUUUGGGUUCAGCUUUCUCUUCCGACUAGAGGACAGCUGCAUAGAGAGGCACAGAGACGAAAGGAAAUGCAUAGCUGAUGACGCUUCAGAAAUCACAGAGAGCGAGGUGGAUCAGGAAAUUGAAGUAUCUGAUGAUUCCGACAAAGAAGAUGAUAAGAAACUAGACACGAUAGAAGAGAAAACAAAUGAAAACGCUCAAGAAGAGAGUGAUAAUGUAGAGACAAAUGUUCAAGAGUUAAAUGAUAAUGGAGGAGAGAAGUUGAAAGAAGAGAAAGAAGAAUUAAAGGAUGGCGAAUCGAAUGUUGAUAAUGAAGCACAGGAUAAGGAAUCGGAUGUGAAUGCUAGUGAUUCGGAUAGUGACAGUUCCGAAGGCGUUUUGGAUACUCAUAUAAAGGUUGACCAUGGCACAGGAAAGGUCCUAAUCGAAUCAAAAACAAGGACCAUAUCAGAGAUGUCGGAGCGAAGUGACGACACGCUACAGUCUUUCAAAUUCCCCGCGUUACCCAAAAAGGGGAAACCCCAGAAGAAAGAAAAGCCCCAAAAGGAACAGAAAGAACAGAAGAAUGGCCCCAAGCGGGGACAAAAGGGCAAGUUAAAGAAGAUAAAGGAGAAGUAUAAGGAUCAGGAUGACGAGGAUCGCGCGUUGAUGAUGGAAAUUUUGAAGCCGGACAAAGGGGCCAAAGAGUCCAAAAAGGCCCAAAAGCAAGCGGCCAAAGGUACCAAAGACAAGAAAUCGAACCGUGGGCCUAAGAUACCUGCGCCUGCGCCGCUCAUACUGGAGGCCGAGUCUGACGAUGAGCCGGAGGGGGAACAAGAGGUGGACCCCAGUGCCAACGACGCGGACACCGAGAUGCUGUGCCAACUGACUGGAUCUCCGUUCCCCGAAGAUGAACUGCUUUUCGCCGUCCCAGUGGUGGCUCCCUAUUCUUCUUUACAUAAUUACAAAUUCAAGGUGAAAUUAACGCCGGGGACGAGUAAACGGGGUAAAGCCGCUAAAACGGCAGUCCAAGUUUUUCUCCGGGACAAGGCGGCUUCGCCCCGGGAAAAGGACCUCCUCAAAGCGGUCAAGGAGGAGAACGUGGCGAGAAACUUCCCCGGGAAGGUCAAAUUGUCCGCACCGCAGUUGCAUAAGCAUAAGAAAUAGAUUUUUAGGCUAUUGAUAUAUUUUUAUUUUUUUCUUAUUUUAGUUAAUAAAUGAUAUAUAGUAACUAGCUGCACCCGGCAAACGCUGUUCUGCCUUACUCUUAUCGUUUAGUGGUAUGAA